ACGCAAGGACGGAAUGAUAACCUGUUCAGCCGUAACCCUUUCUGGAAAUGUUUGGAGAUUGUUAGAGCCUCCAGGACUGCACCAACGUCUAUCUCAAUAGAGGCAACGAUGGUGUAAUUGAGUCGGCGUCACCCACACCGUGUGACGGGACCAAAAUUUCGCACAUUUGGAAUAAUGUCCAGGCGUGAAGCGCCAAAGGUCGCUUCCACUGGCGCGAAAAGGAAACGGGCGACUGAUGCUCUCGUAUCGAAGCCCCCUCAGGACCCCUUUCCUCUGGAGAAGGUUGACAUAAAGCCGCCAAGCGACGAUGAGGAAGGGAAUGGGGGCCACAAUGAAGUUGAAGGAGACCUCAACAAUGAUGGGAAAGAAGAUGACGACGACGACCUGGUGAUUCCACAAAUAGUUGAAGGUUCGGAUAACAGUGAUAGCGAUGCUGAAGGUGAAGAGGAUGUCGAGGAAGAUGAAGAUAAGCGGGACGAAGAGGAAUCUGACGUUUCCAGUUUUCUUAUUGAAGACUCUGCCAAUGAAUUGGAGGAGAAAGACGAGGACAGUGAUUCUGAGGAUGAAGUAGAAGUGGGGUCGAAAGGGAAAACGAUCGUCUCAGAUAUCACUGGCCGCCCGAAGCGCGUCUACCCUCACAUUGAAGCAGGAUACGACUCAGACUCUUCCACCGAAGAUGAUCCGAAUCGGAUAGGAAACGUCCCGAUGCAUUGGUAUGACGACUUGCCUCACAUUGGGUACGACUUGGAUGGGAAGAAAAUCUUUCGGCCUGCCAAGGGAGAUGAACUGGAUAAGUUCUUGUCCACAGUGGAGGAUCCAACUAGCUGGACCGCUGGGUUUGACCGUUCGACACAGAAUGACAUUCAACUCACCACGGAAGAGUUGGACAUCAUUCGUCGCUUACAAAUGGGAGAAAAUCCUGAUGCUGGAUAUAAUCCUUACGAGCCUAUGGUGGAAUGGUACUCUGGGAAGGGCAAAGAGAUGGUUCUGCCCGUCAAUAGACGUCCAGAACCUAAACGGAGAUGGCUCCCAAGUAAAUGGGAAAAGCAAAAAGUCAUGAAAAUUGUUCGCGCCAUUCGCGAAGGCCGUAUUGUUCCCAAUAAACCCGUCUCGAAGGAACCAGAAUUCUACCAAAUUUGGUCCGAUUCAAAACGUCACCAGCCUCCACCGCUCGCAGCACCUAAAGUGCCACUUCCAACCAAUGCCGAAUCGUAUAACCCGCCCGCCGAGUAUUUGCCUUCUACAGAGGAGAAGGCAAAAUGGGAGGCAACAGGGACUCUCAACUCAGGACGCAACUUCCUGCCACAAAAGUAUGACGCUCUUCGACAUGUUCCAGGCUAUGAUAGAUUCUUUCAGGAGCGAUUUUCUCGUUUACUUGAUCUAUACAUGGCUCCCCGAGUACAAAGAAAGCGAAGAAAAAAGAAAAUCGAGGCCAAAUCGUUACUGCCUAAUUUACCAUCCCCACAAGAGCUUAAACCAUUCCCCACCUUUGAAUUGCUUAGGACGAGCCACUCGAGUCGCGCUCGAUGUAUUUCUAUCAGUCCUGAUGGUGUCUGGGUAGCUUCUGGGGAUGAGCGUGGCGAGGUCAGAAUUUGGGAAACAGUUGUGGGGCAUAAAGGUGCUCGCUUCAAGUUUGGGUCGCGGGUGGCAUCAAUUGCGUGGUGUCCCCAGAAUGGUAUUAGUUUCCUGGUGGUCGGGAUCGACGAGGCUAUCCACUUCAUCAUGCCUCCUUAUCAACCUCCAGCAAUAGCCCAAGCCACCUUAUCUGUUCUUACUCCUCCCAAUCUGCCUCACCCUGCACAGGAAUCCCUUCACUGGACAGUGUCCGAUUCUGGGUAUUCACAAGGAGUCCAUGAACCCAUAAUGACCAUUACGAUGCCUCACGCCUCAGGGCUUGUCAAACAACUCACGUUUCACCGGAAGGGCGACUAUGUCGCUUCAACGAGUGCUUCCGGCGUUGUUUGGAUCCACCAGAUCAGCAAGCGGCACUCGCAAGCACCAUUUAGAAGGGUGAAAGGCGUAGUCCAAAAGGUUCUCUUUCACCCCAUUCGUCCACAGUUCUUCGUCGCAACUCAGCGAUACAUCCGAUUAUAUGAUCUCGUGGCCCAGAAGCUUCUCAGAACACUCUCAAGUACCAUGCGCUGGAUAUCGAGCAUGGAUGUGCACCCUUCAGGCGAUCAUCUAAUCGUGGGUAGUUACGAUUCCAAACUUGCUUGGUUUGACCUUGAGCUGGGUGAAAAACCAUAUAAAAUCCUGAAGUUUCAUUCAAAGGCCAUCCGUUCCGUUAAAUUCCACCCCUCAUACCCUCUCUUCGCAUCCUCCUCUGAUGACGGGACCAUUCAAAUCUUCCACGGUCGGGUGUACAAUGAUCUCACAACCGACCCGCUGAUCGUACCACUCCGAGUCCUAAGUGGCCACAAGAUUUCGGAUCACCUGGGUGUACUGGAGAUCGAAUGGUUGAGGGAUCAUCCAUGGCUUGUAAGCGCAGGAGCAGAUGGAAAUGUGGCUGUCUGGGCAAACUAGUGUUUAUUGUGUGCGCUAUUCCAAGUCGUCUCAGUAGUCAUACUCUCUAUUCACGUCCAUUAUUGGUGGUUGUUCAGCUGAGCUUGAAUGGUACUAGCUUUAGGGGCUUCUCUGUGGGGCAGGUUAAAUAUUGAGAUACCGAUCGCACCUAAUUUACAUCCAAACAAGCCUCCUAUAUAUCACUCCCAUUUGAG
Cantharellus anzutake is the source of this 2717-nucleotide messenger RNA. RefSeq names its product NUC169 domain-containing protein. Lineage: Eukaryota; Fungi; Basidiomycota; Agaricomycetes; Cantharellales; Hydnaceae. Gene Ontology annotation, cellular component: PeBoW complex; preribosome, large subunit precursor. The record is from RefSeq and is a predicted model, not a curated record. The coding region runs from base 175 to 2523 and encodes 782 amino acids. The transcript has 8 exons. Gene Ontology annotation, biological process: maturation of LSU-rRNA from tricistronic rRNA transcript (SSU-rRNA, 5.8S rRNA, LSU-rRNA); ribosome biogenesis. Gene Ontology annotation, molecular function: ribonucleoprotein complex binding; protein binding.